Molecule: messenger RNA, 1029 nt
Organism: Diversispora eburnea
Lineage: Eukaryota; Fungi; Glomeromycota; Glomeromycetes; Diversisporales; Diversisporaceae
Source: the annotation of a GenBank genome assembly
AUGGACUUUCGAAACCCCUAUAGAGAAGAAACUUCAAUUCAGGAUAAUGCUAUUCGUGAAACUAACGAUGAUGCCACUACAAGCAAAUUUUCAGCAAUAAAUACAGGAUAUAUAAAAGACGAUUUUGUUAAAUUUUUUGUUAAAAAACCUGCCAGAAGACCACCCAUUAUUAACAGAGGAUCUUAUGUUCGUAAUACGCAAUUGGAUUUUUUAAUUACAAAAUUUUUGGAUAUUGAGGGAUCCGAUGUAAAGAAACAAAUAGUUUCACUUGGUGCUGGAUCAGAUACGAGAUAUUUUCAUUUCAAGUCAUUAUCUCGAAAAUUCUAUAAAUAUUUUGAAAUUGAUUAUCCCGAAAUUACAUCCAAAAAAGUUUUUACAAUUCAUAAACAUAAAGAAUUAUUUAAUUUGAUUGGAAGUGACGCUAAAAUAGGAAAAGGAGGCACAGAAAUUUACGCGUCAGAUUAUUGUUUGUUGGCAGGGGAUCUUAGAAAAUUUGUUGAAGUUUUGGUGCCAAGAAUGGAAUCCAAUGGAUUUGAUCGCAGUCUUCCAACUUUAUUCUUAUCUGAAUGUGUAAUGAUUUACAUGGAUCCCGAAGAUUCCAAUAAAAUUGUUGAAUGGGCCGGUGCAAAUUUAAUAUCUACAAUGUUUUUAGUUUAUGAACAAAUUUUGCCAAAUGAUGCUUUUGGAUCUACCAUGUUACAAAAUUUAAAACUUCGGAAUAUAGAACUUCGUGGAAUACACGCCUAUCCUGAUCUUGAAAGUCAAAAGUCAAGAUUUUUAUCACGGGGAUGGAGCCAUGCCGAAGCCAUUGAUAUCAAUGAAAUUCAUGAUUCCCAUAUUGACUCGAAGGAACUUGCACGGAUGUCAAAAUUGGAAAUUUUGGAUGAAUUAGAAGAAUGGCAUCUCCUUGCAGCGCAUUAUUGUAUUGCUUGGGCUUAUAAAGUAAUAGAUGAAUCCCAAAAAUUACUUUAUGAUAAAGUACGUUUUGUUGAUUACAGAAAAAAAGAACGUAAAGGACAGUCUUGUUAA